Molecule: messenger RNA, 300 nt
Organism: Dibothriocephalus latus
Lineage: Eukaryota; Metazoa; Platyhelminthes; Cestoda; Diphyllobothriidea; Diphyllobothriidae
Source: the annotation of a GenBank genome assembly
UUGCAUUGCACUUCAAAUUUUUUUUCUUUUAGCGCACCAGUAUCUUGGAUCCAACUUUGUCGUAGAGCUGAUGAGAAAAUUGGACUAAAAAUAGAGGACGGUGUUAUUCGUGGAUUUGAAGAAAAUUCGAGCGCCCGUGACAACGGUGUGCCCCUUGACAGACACAUCGUAGAAAUAAAUGGCGUAAAUGUCGUUGGGCUCAAUGACGAGAAACUUGAGCAAAUCUUUGCUGCAAUCACGGGCGCCUUUACGCUUACCCUCCUUAGGCACAAAGACUACGACAAACUUGUAAGCGGGUAG